GCCCGAAACAGUUGCGACUGCAACGUCGAUUUGUGACGACGGACCGUCCACAGCGUCCUAGUUCCCACUGUCCACAAAGGAUACAAGCCCGAAUAACAAAACCAGCAAUACAUACAAGCCAACAGGCCCAAUACUCAAGUACAAAAUGCUUGCCUAGCUGAAGAAACUGAAAUAUUGCGCAUACGCCGCAUAGUGCAAACAAUUAACUGUGAUACAAGUUGAAUUUUCUUGAUUUCGUUGGUCCCCGCACCAAAGCAACCUAUCCUACCUAACUUACUUGUGCUAUCUCCAAAACCCAAGAAGCCGCAAAGAAGCAGAAUGUCGGUGCCAAUGCUGCUGACCCCCAUGGAAGCCCAGAGUCCGGAUGACCACAUGCAAAAUUGCGCCGCCUUCGUGGACGGAGCCUCCAUCACCUAUGGAACCGGAAACGCGCUAGAGUCGGGAUCUGGAUCCUCCGCCGCUUGUAAGCCCACUCUGCGGGAGUUCAAUGUGCGGCUGGAGGUUCCCCUGGCCGCCGAGGAGCGACUGGGGCUUACCGGCGAUGUGAAAGCCCUCGGCGAGUGGCAGCUGUCCAGGAGUGUGGCUCUGGAAUCGCUGGACGAGCUCAACUGGCAGGCCACGGUGCCCCUUCAAUCAUGCCGCCAGCUGGAGUACCGCUACUUUGUCUACGUGGAGGAUCUCUCUGGCUACAAGCAGAUCCGCCGUUGGGAGACCCAUUUCAAGCCCAGGUCCCUGGGACCCUGCACGGAGCUACAGUGCAGCCAGUUGGACGUCUUCGGAAUUACGUCGGACAACUCCGAUCUAAAGCCGCAGGUGCACCGCGGCUGGCUCAACCAUGAGGCCAUUCUGCAGCUCAAGUUCAACGGCGAGAAGAUGUUUCAAGUCCAUGACAUCGAGACCUUUGACCCCCAGCACGUCCAGCUGAAGAUUUUGCCCGUGGAAAAGACCGCUGGCCUGCAUGUGGAGUACUCUAAACAGGAGUACGGCAAGAGCCAGCUGGAGCUGCAGCCUACUUUCGGAGUGCCCUACACCAAGGGCGACAUUGUCAUCUUUCACAUCACGCUGCCGCUGGAGAGGAUGAUGGAGCAGCACUUCCGCUUGGAGUGCUACAGCAUGUCCAACGAACUUCUGGGCAGUGCCACUCUGGUCACCUCGGACCUGACUGGCAGCGAGGGAGUGCUCCACCUGCCGAUAAAGUCGGCUAAGAAUGCAGAUGAGACCCUGGCCAGGCUGAGGCUUCCCUAUGUCGCGGUGCAGCCUUACCGCUACUCGCCGCUAGACUUCAAAAACACCUAUGCUCACUACUGGCCCAAGAGCUGGCCCAACCUGGAUGUGGGUCAUCGUGGAAAUGGCAAGAGUUACAUUGCAGACGCUCCUGCGGAGAGGGAGAACACUAUCGCCUCUUUCCUGAGCGCCCAUGAACAUCAUGCAGACAUGAUCGAGUUGGAUGUCCACUUGACUGCUGACGGUGUGCCUGUGAUUUAUCACGAUUUUGGAUUGCGAACUGCUCCGCCUGGCAAGCAGAUCAGCCGCCCAGAUCAGCUGGAGUACGUGCUGAUCAAAGACAUAAACUAUGAGCUGCUCAAGAGGCUGCGCAUCUUCUCUGUGAUCGCAGGACAAGUGAGAGAGUAUCCCUCGCACAACGCCGAGCCCAGGAUGGAACACCGCAUAUUUCCAACGCUGGUGGAGGUACUGGAGAAGCUGCCCAAGUCACUGGGCAUUGAUGUGGAGAUUAAGUGGCCACAGCGUCGCCAAGGCGGAGGAUCAGAGGCUGAGCAAACAAUCGACAAGAACUUCUUCGCCGACAAGGUGCUCCAUCAGGUGAUCCAGAAGGGCUGUGGCAGACCCAUUAUCUUCUCCAGCUUCGAUGCUGACAUGUGCACAAUGCUGAGGUUCAAGCAGAACGUCUUCCCAGUGAUGUUCCUCACGCAGGGAGAGACGAAGAAGUGGCAGCCGUUCCUGGAUCUGCGAACACGCACCUUCAUUGCAGCCGUUAACAAUGCUCAAGCUUUCGAGCUGGCUGGCACAGCUCCACACGCCGAGGACUUCCUGGGUGAAAAUGCCUCGGAAAUGCUGCAAAAAGCCAAGGACCUGGGCCAGAUAGCUGUGAUCUGGGGCGACGAUUGCAACUCCAAGGAGCGGGUGCAGUACUUCACCCGGAUCGGGGCCACCGCCACAUGCUACGAUCGCAGUGAUCUCUUCAUGCCGGAGGGCAAGCGGGAAGCCUUCUUCAAAUCACCCGCACUGAUGGCCGAGUUCGCGGCCCAGUGCCGGAUCUAAGAAAUGGGGUUACUAGAAUGAAACGGGCGGGUACAAUUAAGCUAUGGCUAAUCAUUAGGCUUUUUAAGUUAGCUUGUAUAUUUAUUUAAACACUAACUGGGAAAGAGAAAUGUGGGAAGCUUUAAAGUGGUUGGGUAAUUUGUAGUUUCUCGUUGCCCAACGGAAACAACGAAACGGAGACCCAUAAAUAAAUCAUCUCUAUGCACGUUAAGCCGUCAUUUGGCAAAAUUACACAUGCAAAAAAGGAAUUCCCCCAAAGUUAAGUAGCACCACAAAAGACAAUGGGAAGAAAGCGAAGCGACGAAUGGAUAAUUACAAAAAUAUUUACACCUACAUUACCUGCUUUAAAUCAAUCUAUCUAUACCUCAAUGCAAAACUUGCAAAAAAAAUGUUGCUAAUAAGCUUUUGCUAUUAAAAUCAAAACAAGAAAAAAACUAUUAAAAUGUGGACGAAACAGAUAACCACAGAUGCUUGUGUAACUUGUGCAAAAACACUUGUUUGUAAAUUAGAAGACAUUUUAUUUAACUGUUGUAAAUCUAAUUUGAUGCGUCUUUCUAAAAUUUUAAAAUUUACGUUUUUUUCUUAAAGUUGUUUAUAUUGUAUACAUUUGUGUAAACAAUUUUUAAGAUUUAAAGAUAAUCAAUUGUAUCGACAGAAAUAUUCAAAGAAGUCGCUACACCUAUCCAACUCUAAGAAAAAGCAAUAAUAUAUUUUUAUCAAUAUUACAAUCAGUUUUAUGACAAAAACCAAAAGUGAUUGAUUCGUAUGUAAAUAAAAUCACACCAAAUAUUUUCGUAAAAA
Messenger RNA from Drosophila sechellia, 3081 nucleotides. RefSeq names its product glycerophosphocholine phosphodiesterase GPCPD1. Gene Ontology annotation, molecular function: glycerophosphocholine phosphodiesterase activity; starch binding. The coding region runs from base 319 to 2280 and encodes 653 amino acids. Gene Ontology annotation, biological process: glycerophospholipid catabolic process. Lineage: Eukaryota; Metazoa; Arthropoda; Insecta; Diptera; Drosophilidae. The transcript has 2 exons. The record is from RefSeq and is a predicted model, not a curated record.